Lycium barbarum (goji berry) is the source of this 870-nucleotide messenger RNA. RefSeq lists its product as uncharacterized. NCBI's taxonomy places the organism in Eukaryota, Viridiplantae, Streptophyta, Magnoliopsida, Solanales, Solanaceae. The record is from RefSeq and is a predicted model, not a curated record. The transcript has a single exon. Bases 1 to 870 code for a protein of 289 amino acids.
AUGCUUCCAUUAAAGCUAGUACGAUCAUUGGUUUCAGGAGAUGCCAUUGCCAAUCCCACCCGCCUUGUUAGCUUACCCUUUCAUCAGAGUGAUCACACUGAGUUAGAUGAAAAUAUAGCCUUCAGUAGCAUGUGUAGCAAAGAAAAGAUCGCUUUGAUGCUCUUCGUUCCUACCAAGGAAUUGGUGAAGGAUUCAUAUAGACUGGCCACAUUAGCUAGAGAUAUUGGCAUGGAUCUUUUCCCAAACCCAUCUCUUUCUCACAUCAUCUUCUCAUGGCCCCGCACACACUCCUCUUCUUCAUCACCAUAUGUGUCUUUGUCUUGGUCAUCGGCUUCCCUCUUAUCAAACGACGCCGCUCCACUCCCCUUUCCAUCUCUUGCCACUGCGUCUCUGUCCAACUUGCGCCUCUUCGCUAAUCUCUCAAAGGGCUUUUUCAAGUUGGUUUUCAUGAAAUCUAAUCACAACCCAUUUCAUGAUAUCAGUAGCUAUUCGAGCAGUAAUAAUUGGGAUGUCACAACCCUUUCGUUGGUUUCAAAGAACACUGGGGUUAGAAUUGAUUCUAUGGAUCGGUUUUCCAAGGCUUUGCUUGGAGUAGGUUGGACACUAUUUAAGACUAAGACGAGCAGUGAUUCUAGGGAUAAGCAUUCAGUUGUAUAUCGGUAUAAGAAGCUAGAUUUAAAUAGAGUUCAUUUUAGAUGGCCAUAUGAAAACGAAACUGGGAUUUGUUCAAGUCCAAGUCCGAGUCCGAGUCCGGGUGAAUCUUGUAGGGUUAGAGAAUUGAGGCUGCCCCAAUUGGACUUCAAAAAUGCACCUUUGAGGAUUUUGCAGUACAUUCUUCUGAUGACUGAUGACGUCUUCUAUCUUACAUAG